GGUGCAACUUUUUAAAGAUAUCAAAUAAUGCCAGUCAUUAUUUUCUUUACUUCUACGUCGUACGGAAAGUAACAAGUGUAACAUUUGUGAUGGAAUCGGCGAUAAAUACCAAAUUCGGAACCCGACGCAGAAUCCAUGAUGACGCCUUAAACAAACUUAACGGUUUAAGGAGUUCUCAUCAUAUUGGCAAAACAACACCUUGGCAAGGCGUAACAGUCAUUUUAAAUGAAAACUUUAACGACAUUCCUGUCUUCAAAAUUCAAUUACGCAAAGGAUUCCGCAACAAAAAUAAAACCACCGGUACGGAUACAUCAAUGAUUCUAAAUGGUUUAUAUGCGUUUGGUGUUCAGUGUGGCUUGGACUCUCCCCCGCUGUUGUACUCCAGCAAAAGAAACAUAUAUGCACUGCUCUCACCGCCUUCGUUUUUUAAAAACCUACAUUUCACAGAGGACAAGCAUCUGACAGAUACGUUUCUAGAAUACCAAAAUGAGUAUCGGCAAUGUUUGUACUGUCUAUAUGCGGACUUCAGUUCGUUGGAGAAACGCACUGGUACUAGUAAAAUCCCUAUACUCAGGUUUAAUGAAAUAGCCCAGACUCAUGUAACAAGUGGUUUUGGAGAAAGUCAGCGGAAUGAAUUCUUUUUCCCCGGUUAUGAAACGUUCAAUCAGCCACCGUUUGAUGAAAGGCUUCCGAUCCAAGUCACCGAUGACAGAGAGAAUGAAAUCCUUUCACACCAACAACCGGAUCGUAAUGGACAAAUGCAGUCAGACACACGCGACGAGCAAAAUAAUAACAACAUUAAUUUUAAGAGAUCCCAAUACCCUGAUUUCGAGGAUGUUCAAUACAGAUUAGAAUCAUACCGCGGAUGGCCACUAGAACAACCACACCCAGAGGCACUAUGUGAUGCAGGAUUCUUUUACACCGGUCAAAGUUACGACCUCGUGCGGUGUUUCUGUUGUGGAAUUGGCCUGAAAGACUUCUCUGACACGGAUAAUCCUCUUUUGGAACACACAAAACAUUCCGAAAAGUGUCCGUUCCUGCUGGACCACUUUGGAAGUCGGGAAGUCUUAGAAAGAUACAAGCAAAGAUUCGUACCUCAGGAUCCUGAAGAGAUCAGGCGAAUGCAACGUGCCCUGUUCCAGUGGUUGAUAAAUAAUAAUAUACACGUUUUAGGUCGGCAAACCUCAAACUUCAGAGCAAAGCACGAGCAGUUCCGAACGCUUAAAUCUCGCAUGGAUACGUUUAGAUAUUGGCCUAAAAAUUUGUCCCAGAGACCAGAACAGCUGGCCGAGGCAGGGAUGUACUACACAGGUGUUGAUGAUCAUUGUCGUUGUUUCUCGUGUGAUGGUGGUUUGAGAAAAUGGGAACCAGGAGAUGAUCCUUGGACAGAACACUGUCGGUGGUUCCCGGUCUGUCUUUAUGCAAGAGAAAUCAAGGGCGACGAAUUUAUCAACCUCGUCCAACUUUCUGCCGAUCAGGCCUUAGAAGAAAAUGGCCCAAAUCUUCAAGAUGAACCGAGUGGUGCAAUGGCUGCUUUAAAAAUCGACGAUGCAAAUAUUGAAAUACUAGCGGAACAAAAUAGAGAAAUUCUAGUUCAGGACAUGGGGUUUCCAAUUACAGAUGUAAAAACUGCCCUUUUUGAACUUGUCCAACAUGAUGUUGAUGAUAUAAUACUUCGGCUGGAUGUAAUGAAAGAGAGAAAACAGCUAGAAAACAACUUAAAGGAAACACACGUACCACUAGAUCCGAGAGAACCAUUACUGGAAGAAAACCAACGAUUGAAUGAUAUGCUAAUGUGCCAUUUAUGCCACAACAACCCAGUGAACGCAUUGUUUCUACCCUGCACCCAUCAUAAGUACUGUCUGAACUGCACAGAACACAGCGAAAGAUGUCCAGACUGUUACAGAACAAUUAAGGAAAGGGUUCGCACAUAUAUGACAUGAACGGUGUUCUGCAAUUAUGAUAACUCGAUGUAUAAUGAGAGCUUUUGUGGCUUCAAAGCUGUUUAAAUAUUGAAUAAUUUGCAUAUACGUUGAACUUUUAUGUUUUUGUUUAUUUAUAAGAACGCUGUGUGUGACGUUAUCUUAAUAUUGAUAAAGUCAUUAUUACAUAUUAAAUGGCGCUGUCACUGUAAGAGCCGAAUACCCACCAACAUAUUUCUUCCCCCAACAUAUUUUCCUGACCUUCAAUUUUGGGACAACAGGCACAUUUAAUUAGUUUUGUUAAAUGUGUGUGCAUUAUUGUUUGUUAAUUAUUAUUUAAUAAAUAUUUUAUCAACAGCUAAAUCUUUAGCGCGAUCUAUUAUUAUACAAAAAGAAUCAAAAAUAUUUGUCAAGAGAAGUUUUGGAUCUUAUGCUCUCUCAAUGUCUUUAAUCUUGUUUUUAAAUAUGUUUUAUACUAUGUGAGAUAUUCUCUGCACACGAACUGUUGACUAAAAGGCCAUAAAUUUAAGAAAUAUGUCUGGUUUCUUUAAUUCUGUAAUUCCUUCAAAACUGCACUACAUGAUAUCACAUUUGAAUUCAUAUAAAUCUUUGAGUUUUCCUUCGAAGGAGAAGACUGACGGAUGUAAUUUCGAAUGAACGGAAUAAAACAUGAACGUUGCUAUUACUGUGCAGUAUCCUUUCAAGAACGAUCCGUUUUAUCCUUGCUAAAAGGCAUCCACAAUUGUAGCGGCGACCAAGAAGAAGAAUCGAUUACUAUACACCUUUCUUCGGGCCGAUUAAACUAGUG
This is a messenger RNA of Dreissena polymorpha, 2730 nucleotides long. Its product is annotated as putative inhibitor of apoptosis. Bases 90 to 1943 code for a protein of 617 amino acids. NCBI's taxonomy places the organism in Eukaryota, Metazoa, Mollusca, Bivalvia, Myida, Dreissenidae. The transcript is spliced from 11 exons. The record is from RefSeq and is a predicted model, not a curated record.